CCGGGUCCUGUGACCGGUCAGGUGGCGUCAGCCGGCGCAGUAGAGGGCGGGCCUCGGGGAAGUUUCCGCGGCCGCCGGGACAGGGACGGGUUCAGGCGGCCCGAGGGCGCAGCAGGGAGCGCGCAGCUGGGAUAGGGCCGGCGCAGGCCCGAGGGCGACCCGGAGCGCCGCGCUCAUGGCGGGCGGGGGGGUCGGGGACCCGGGCCGGAGGGUGGCCGCCGAGCCGGGACCCGAGACCCGCGAGCACCUCUUCAAGGUCCUGGUCAUCGGAGAGCUCGGCGUGGGCAAGACCAGCAUCAUCAAGCGCUAUGUCCAUCAGCUCUUCUCCCAGCACUACCGCGCCACCAUCGGCGUGGACUUCGCCCUCAAGGUCCUCAACUGGGACAGCAGGACGCUGGUGCGCCUGCAGCUGUGGGACAUCGCGGCUAACAAGUGUGACCAGAAAAGGGAUGGUGGCCAGAAUCCUCCCCAGAUGGACCAAUUCUGUAAAGAACAUGGCUUCACUGGAUGGUUUGAAACCUCUGCAAAGGAUAACAUAAACAUAGACGAAGCUGCGCGGUUCCUAGUGGAGAAUAUCCUUGCAAACCAUCAGAACUUUCCUAAUGAAGAAAACGAUGUGGGCAAAAUUAAACUGCACCAGGAGACCUUGAGAGCAGAGAGCAAAUCCCAGUGUUGCUGACGUGGCUGAGGCUCUGUGCUGCCUCAGGUCUGAGCGAGUUCUGGAGAACAGUUAGGGAUGGCACGCUGGUGGUGCAUCUUCCCCUGCUGGCGCUUCAGCAAGGCAGCCUCAACAGGUGCCUAGGCCUAUUUGAAGAUGGAGCGUUUGGAGAAGUAUUACAGUUAGUGGCUCAGCAACUUAACGGAUGACACAAGAUUUUGCUGUUGCCAGCAUGUGGAGGAUAAUGUUUACAUCCUUUUUAAUGUCUUUUUAAAUGAUUUGUAAGACUUUCAAAUUGUAGCUUAUAGUAUAAACACUGGGAUGGUAAUAAAACUUUACCUGCUGUCUUC
Molecule: messenger RNA, 1008 nt
Organism: Tupaia belangeri chinensis (Chinese tree shrew)
Lineage: Eukaryota; Metazoa; Chordata; Mammalia; Scandentia; Tupaiidae
Gene: RAB32
Product: RAB32, member RAS oncogene family
Exons: 4
Coding region: 176-679 (167 amino acids)
Biological process (GO): phagosome-lysosome fusion; endosome to lysosome transport
Cellular component (GO): lysosome; late endosome; phagocytic vesicle
Source: RefSeq, a predicted model, not a curated record